CUUUGUCGAGACAAGACGUGCUCAGCAAACAGAAAAAAAAUCAACUUAAUUCAUCUUAUUUAAUCAAUUUAAAGGCAGUAAAAAUGCGUGAAAUCGUUCAUAUUCAAGCUGGACAGUGUGGUAAUCAAAUCGGUGCAAAGUUUUGGGAAGUUAUUUCCGACGAACACUCGAUUGAUGCAACUGGAUGUUAUUGUGGAGAUUCAGAUUUACAACUCGAACGAAUCAAUGUUUAUUAUAAUGAAGCAGCAGGCGGAAAAUACGUUCCACGAGCUAUUUUAGUUGAUUUGGAACCUGGAACUAUGGAUUCGGUUCGUUCGGGACCUUUUGGACAGCUAUUUCGUCCUGAUAACUUUGUUUUUGGACAAUCUGGAGCUGGAAACAAUUGGGCCAAGGGUCAUUAUACAGAAGGAGCUGAAUUGGUUGAUUCUGUUUUGGAUGUCGUUCGAAAGGAAUCUGAAGGAUGUGAUUGUCUUCAAGGCUUUCAAUUGACUCAUUCUCUUGGUGGUGGAACUGGAAGUGGAAUGGGAACUUUAUUGAUCUCAAAGAUCCGAGAAGAAUAUCCAGAUCGUAUUAUGAAUACAUAUUCAGUCGUUCCAUCACCAAAAGUUUCAGAUACAGUUGUUGAGCCUUAUAAUGCAACAUUAUCAGUUCAUCAAUUAGUCGAAAAUACUGAUGAAUCAUAUUGCAUUGAUAAUGAAGCACUUUAUGAUAUUUGCUUUCGCACAUUGAAACUUACAACACCAACUUAUGGUGAUUUAAAUCAUCUUGUAUCAGCAACAAUGUCUGGAGUUACGACAUGUCUACGUUUUCCUGGUCAACUCAAUGCUGAUUUGCGUAAAUUAGCUGUAAAUAUGGUUCCAUUUCCUCGUUUGCAUUUCUUUAUGACUGGAUUUGCACCAUUAACAUCACGCGGAUCUCAGUCAUAUCGUGCAUUAACUGUCCCUGAAUUGACUCAGCAAAUGUUUGAUGCUAAGAAUAUGAUGGCAGCAUGUGAUCCACGUCAUGGACGUUAUUUAACUGUGGCUGCAGUUUUUCGAGGACGAAUGUCAAUGAAGGAUGUUGAUGAACAAAUGCUUAAUAUACAAAAUAAGAAUAAUAGCUAUUUUGUUGAAUGGAUUCCAAAUAAUGUUAAGGUAGCAGUUUGUGACAUUCCACCUCGUGGUCUUAAAAUGAGUGCUACAUUUAUUGGAAAUUCGACCGCAAUUCAAGAAUUAUUCAAACGAAUUGCCGAGCAAUUUACAGCUAUGUUUCGUCGUAAAGCUUUCUUGCAUUGGUAUACUGGCGAAGGAAUGGAUGAAAUGGAAUUUACAGAAGCUGAAAGCAAUAUGAAUGACUUAAUAUCGGAAUAUCAACAAUAUCAGGAAGCUACAGCUGAUGAAGAUAUCGAAGGUGAAGACGAGGAAGAAGAUCAAUAAGCAUGAGCACUUUUUUUUGUUUUAUUUUCCAAAUUUUUGAUGUAAUUGUCAUAUUGAACGCAAUAUAAGCCAUAGGUGCUAUAAUAAACUUUGAUUUAACAUGCU
Messenger RNA from Chironomus riparius, 1520 nucleotides. The record is from the annotation of a GenBank genome assembly. Lineage: Eukaryota; Metazoa; Arthropoda; Insecta; Diptera; Chironomidae.